AUGUGGCAUGAAGCUAGAAAACAGGAGAAAAAGAUCAAAGGAAUGCUCGUUGACUACCGCAAACGAGCUGAUAGACGAAAGGAGUACUAUGAGAGGAUUCGAGCAGAUCCCAUUCGAUUCAUGCAAAUUCAUGGCAGAAAGUGCAAAAUCAACUUUGAUGUCACAGAUGUUACUGACGAUACACACAUGAUGCCUUGGCAGAACCAGAAAAAUAAUCUAAUUGAUAGAUUUGACGUACGAGCACAUCUCGAUUAUAUUCCAUCACCAAAAAAGGAAGAAAAAGACGAAUCAGAGAAAGUCACAGACGAAGAACGACAAUCGAAUUAUGAACGAUAUCGAGUUUUAGCACAAAAUGAAUUUCUGGGAAUAGCGGAAGACAACUUUCUCAGACAAAUUCUAAUUGAAGAGCAGUUUGGAAAUAAUGAAAAGACUGAAAGUGACAAGAAUAAGAAGAAAAACAGUCAAGCGACAGCUGCAAUUGGAUAUAAUUAUGACGAUUCAUCUUUAGCAACAACAACUGUACCAUUUUCCCAGCAAAUCUUAACAAUUGAGUCAUCAACGUCAUCAAAUCGUUAUGAGGAAUAUGCAAAAGACUAUUCUGAUGACUCUGACAUUGAUAUGGACGUGUCAGUUGAUGUUAAAAAAGUUGGUACACAACAAGCACAUGAACUUAAUAAUUAUGGGAAGAAAUAUGGAAUGCAUUCAAAUGAUUUAUUUUCGUACUUAACGCGUGAUGAAGAUGAGAAAUUAUCAUUAAAAGCAAUGAAGGAACAGGAAGCUGAUAAGAUUCUUGGUGGUCGUAAAAGUCGACGAGAACGAAGAUCGCAGAGAGAAAAGAGAAUUCUUGGACGUGUUAUUAAUUCACCGCCAAGUUAUGCUGCAAAAAAGGAACAAGAAAAGCCAGAUGCAGAGGCUGAAGAAAGCGAUAAAAGUUCUAGAGAAUCAAAAUCACCGUCUGUUGAAAAAAUAACGUACAUCACAUCAUUUGGUGGUGAAGAAGAACUACAGCCACAUGCUAAAAUUUCAAUUCCUUUUAAGAAAACAGCACCAAAGAAUCUUGUUAAUUUGAGACGAAAUGAGUCAUUUGCUGAUAAAGUUAGACAAAAUUCUGAUAAAUUAAAGCAUAUGAAUGAUAUGGAAAGAGAUCGAUAUGAUAGCAGGAGAAGUAGAGAUCGAGAUAGACGAAGUAGUUCUAGAAGACGGCAUUCUAGUGCAUCAUCACGUUCCAGACGAAGUUAUUCGAGAAAAAGACGAUACAGUUCCAAAUCAUCGAGGUCCAGAAGUCGAUCGAGGAGGCGGUACCAUAGUUCUAGAUCUAGGAGUCGCAAAAGGUACCGUCAUCGAUCAUCAAGCCGUUCUAGAUCCCGUUCAUACAAUCGACAUUCGAGAAGUAGAAGAAAAUCGAGUAGUUACCGGAGACAUUCAUCAUACAAAAAAUCAACCAGCCAACAUGAUUCAGUUAGUCGAGAAAGGUCUUACAAAAAGUCAAUUUCAAGGAAAAAGUCAUCAAGUAGAAAACCAUCUAUUAGUCGAGAUCGGAAGCGAUCAAGGAGCAUGGUUAAAAAACGUUCAAGCAGUAAAGAUCGGAAACAUUCGAGUAGUAGAGACAGGAAGCGAUCAAGUAGCUCAUAUUCUACGUCUUCGUCAUCAUCAUCCUCGUCAUCUAGCAGUACCUCAACUAAUUCGCCUGAAAAACGACCAAAAUCAACGUCAAAAGAGAAAAGUCUGACUGAAAAAUCAAAAUCUAAGUCGAAAUCACCGAUAAGAGAAAAGCGGUCAAGUUCGAGCCAUAAGGAGACACCAAUAACUGCUGAGGCACCGCCACCAAUGAAAAGAUAUUAUGGGAGAAAACGUGAUGAUGAUAGUUCAAGUUCGUUAAGUGUGGAUAGUGAUGAGGAUGAUGAUAAAAAGCAUGGCUCGAACGAUAGCUCCGCUAAUGAUGCAUACAAAUUUAAAUCUGUCAAUAGGUCUGGAGAUAUCAAAAUUGGAUUAAACAGAUCGACAGUCGGUGGACCAUCAAUUAGCAAUCCAAGAGAGAAGUUGAAAAAGAAAAUGCAACUUUUGUUAAAUAAGCAAUAUAAAGCUGACAAAAAGGCUGAAUCGGAACGUAUUGAGCGUCAAAUUCAACAACAGCAGGAACGCGAUGAAGAAAUGAGAGAAUUGGCAAUCAAACUGAGAAAACGACAGCGUGAAUUGCGUCAUAAAUAUGGUGGAGAUGGAAAUCAGGAUUCAAGGACGAAUAGUGAUUCUGAUGAAAAUGAAAUGUCAAAUCGGAGACGUGACAGAGGAAAUUCAUCAAGUAAAUCAAAUUCACCUCGAAAACGAAGAAGUCGAUCAGAUUCUAGACACAGGAAACGUGUUAAGAAAAGCAUUAGUCGCUCACCGUUAAGGUAUCGAAGAUCUAGAACUCGUAGCUCAGGUAGGAAUCGUCGUUAUUCACGUUCAAGAUCCCGCGAUUAUCGCCGUUAA
Chironomus riparius is the source of this 2469-nucleotide messenger RNA. Lineage: Eukaryota; Metazoa; Arthropoda; Insecta; Diptera; Chironomidae. The record is from the annotation of a GenBank genome assembly.